Messenger RNA from Perca flavescens (yellow perch), 1138 nucleotides. RefSeq names its product CMP-N-acetylneuraminate-beta-galactosamide-alpha-2,3-sialyltransferase 2-like. The record is from RefSeq and is a predicted model, not a curated record. Gene Ontology annotation, cellular component: membrane. Gene Ontology annotation, molecular function: beta-galactoside (CMP) alpha-2,3-sialyltransferase activity. Gene Ontology annotation, biological process: sialylation. Bases 211 to 858 code for a protein of 215 amino acids. The transcript is spliced from 8 exons. NCBI's taxonomy places the organism in Eukaryota, Metazoa, Chordata, Actinopteri, Perciformes, Percidae.
AAAAACACGGCAGGACGCUGGGUUCAAAGGUUGUGGAGCAAAUCAAAGAUUACAGUCAGACGUUUCCUCAAUAUAACUGGAGUAGAAGCGGAUUUACUCUCAUCAGCAAACUACAAUAUCUCAGAGGACGUUUUCAACUGGUGGAAGCGCUUACAGCGUGCAAAGGGCAACUUCAGUACCUUCAGAGGAAAAGUGGACAGGCUGUUUCUGAUGGUCCCACCCAGUCCAGAUGUUCUAGAAUCCAGCCCUGACCGCUGCAGGACUUGUGCUGUGGUGGGGAAUUCUGGUAAUUUGAGGAGAUCACAUUAUGGACCUCUCCUAGAUUUCCACAAUGUCAUCAUAAGAGUGAACGCUGGUCAAAUCAAAGGCUUUGAAGCAGAUGUUGGGACCAGAACAACUCAUCGUUUCAUGUAUCCAGAGAGUUCUGUGGAUUUAGAUAACACCACUCAUCUUGUGCUGGCUCCAUUUAAGAUGGUUGACUUUGACUGGCUCACAGGAGCCCUCACCACAGGAUUUAAGUCAAUACCACGUUGGGGUGUAAGAUCAAAAAUCAAAGCUAACAAGGAUUUGGUGAUGGUCCUUAAUCCAGCUUUUAUGAGGUAUGUUCAUGACAGGUGGCUGGAAAAGAAAGGUUAUUACCCCUCCACUGGCUUUCUGGCUUUGGUUCUUGCCCUGCAUAUGUGUGACGAGGUCAGUGUGUUUGGUUAUGGAGCAGACAGUGAUGGAAACUGGAGUCAUUACUGGGAAAAACUCAUGAACAAAGACUUAAAAACUGGGCCACAUCCUGGAGAUACAGAGUAUAGAAUGAUCCAGGAGCUAGAUGAGCAACAGAAACUCAAGUUAUAUACAGGGUUCUGAUGUUUCUCUCAUCAUUUAAAGGAAGGUUAGUAGUAGGUAACUGUAGAAGAACAUGAUGGGCUGCAUUUUUUCCAAGGUUAAGACGGUUAAGAUAUUAAUCUUUGUGUUUUUGCACGUGUAUGUAAAUCUCCUGGGUUUGCUAGGCAGAUGCUACUUCUGAAUGAUUAUUUGCAUGUGUUAAUGACUGGAAGACACACUAUACAACUACAGUAUGUGUUUACACUAUAUAUAGCUAACUAGUGUAGAAUGCACAAGUUAUGAUUGUGACAAGUAGUAUUAA